CUGUGAUAUAAUUCCCGCCAUCAGCAUCUUAUUGGUCGAAGGCUAUCACUGUCGUACCUCGAUAGAACUCUAAGCUCCGAACGAGGGAGCACACGAUCUUUCUAUCGCCUAUAUAUUAAAUGGCUGCAAGCUCAACUUCUUGGAAACUCAUCAUCCUCUCAUUUCCCUCCCUCUCCGUCACUCCUUUGACUGAAAAAAAAUGAAGGCCAUCGUUGCUUCCAUCAUCGCUGCCAUUGCAUUGGUCCCUGCCACUCUUGCUGUCAAGGUCAACCCCCUUCCCAUCCCUCAACACAUUCAGUGGGGUAACUCUGGCUCCAUUGAGCUCGAUGCUCAUCUUUCCUUCCAUGCUCCCAAGAACUCUGUCCUUGAGGAUGCUAUCAAGCGUACCACCAAGUUAAUUUGGAAGGAGAAGUGGGUUCCUCAAGCUAUUGAGAAGGCUCCCGUCGACUAUCCCCCUUUCCCCACCCUCUCCAAGCGUGGUGCUAAGCACACCUUGAAGAAGAUCGAUGUUGUUGUCACUGACCUCAAGGCUGAUCUUCAAGCUGGUGUUGAUGAGUCCUAUACCCUUGAAAUCCCUGCCGCUGGUGGUACUGGUGUUAUUACCGCUAAGACUGUUUGGGGUGCUUUGCAUGCUUUGUCUACCCUUGAGCAAAUUGUCAUCUCCGAUGGCAAGAGCGGUCUUCUCAUUGAGGAAUCCGUCUCCAUCAAGGAUUCUCCCAAGUUCCAGCUUAGAGGUGUUAUGUUGGAUACUGGUCGUAACUUCUUGAAGGUUGAAACCAUCUUGCGCCAAAUCGAUGCCCUUGCCUGGUCCAAGCUUAACGUCCUUCACUGGCACAUCGAUGAUGCUCAAUCAUGGCCCAUUCAGAUCAACGCUGAACCUAAGAUGACCAAGGAUGCUUACUCCUCCAAGGAAAUCUACAGCCACUCUGAUGUUAAGAAGAUCAUCAACUAUGCUAGAGCCCGUGGUGUCCGUGUCAUUCCUGAAAUCGACAUGCCCGGUCACUCCGUCUCCGGAUGGCAACAAAUUGACCCCAAGAUUGUCGCUUGCGCUAACUCUUGGUGGUCAAACGACAACUGGCCCGCUCACACCGCCGUUGAGCCCAACCCAGGUCAGCUUGAUAUCAUCUACCCUGGAACCUACAAGGCUAUCAAGACUGUCUACAAGGAGUUGACCAGCCUCUUCACUGAUAACUACUUCCACGUUGGUUUCGAUGAACUUCAGACCCAGUGCUACAACUUCUCCACUCCUACCAUGGAUUGGUUCAAGGCUGAUCCCAAGCGUACUUACAAUGACUUGGCUCAACACUAUGUUGACAAUGCUCUUCCUAUCUUCCAGGAUAAGAAGGACCGUAGACUUAUCAUGUGGGAAGAUUCUAUCCUUUCUGCUGAUUUCGCUGCCAAGUCCAUUCCCAAGAGUGUCAUUAUGCAAACCUGGAACAAUGGUCCCAACAACACCAAGAUCUUGACCUCCAAGGGUUACGAUGUUAUCGUUUCCUCCUCCGAUUUCUUCUACUUGGAUUGUGGUUUCGGUGGUUGGGUCUCUAACGAUCCCCGUUACAACGUUGACUACUCUCCUGCUUUGGAUGCCAGCAUCUCUGCUGCCUUCGCUGCUGAUCCUUCCACUGCUUACGGUCCUACUACCUUCAACUAUGGUGGUAAUGGUGGUUCUUGGUGCGCUCCCUACAAGACCUGGCAACGCAUUUACGAUUAUGAUAUCACUGUUGGUCUCACUGCUGCUGAAGCCAAGCACGUCCUUGGUGGUAUCACUCCUCUCUGGGCUGAACAAAACGAUGACACCACUGUUGACAGCAAGAUGUGGCCCCGUGCUGCUGCUCUUGCCGAGUCUCUCUGGUCUGGUAACCGUGAUGCCAAUGGCAAGAAGCGUGUCACUCAAAUGACCCAACGUAUCCUCAACUACCGUGAGCGUCUCGUUGGCCGUGGCGUUGGUGCUUCUCCCCUUAUGCCCAAGUACUGCUGGAAGAACCCCCACGCUUGCGAUCUCUACCUUGACCAAUCCGCUGUCACUGCCUAAGCUAGUAAUGGACUUGACGUCUUAAUUCUACUACAGAGAUUGCAAAACAAUUUAAUUUACCUUAAGAAACUUCAGCAAUAAAACGCUGAGAACCCAAUAAUCAUUCAGUAACAUACCAAG
Umbelopsis ramanniana AG is the source of this 2152-nucleotide messenger RNA. RefSeq lists its product as uncharacterized. Gene Ontology annotation, biological process: carbohydrate metabolic process; glycosaminoglycan metabolic process. The record is from RefSeq and is a predicted model, not a curated record. The transcript has 3 exons. Bases 200 to 2032 code for a protein of 610 amino acids. NCBI's taxonomy places the organism in Eukaryota, Fungi, Mucoromycota, Umbelopsidomycetes, Umbelopsidales, Umbelopsidaceae. Gene Ontology annotation, molecular function: beta-N-acetylhexosaminidase activity. Gene Ontology annotation, cellular component: membrane.